UUAAUCAUGCCUCAGAAUAAAGGUUCUCCCGCUGUGUUCAUUCCUGAUAUAAAUAACAAUAAUGACGGCGCUGGUAAUUCAUCGUCGUCUGCCGCUCAGGUACAGAAAAGGAAAAGAGUCACUAGAGCUUGUGAUGAAUGUCGGAAAAAGAAGGUCAAAUGUGAUGGUCAACAGCCCUGUAUUCAUUGUACUGUGUAUUCAUAUGAUUGUACUUAUGAUCAACCUUCAAAUAGAAGGAAAAACGGUGCUGAUAUACAUUUAGUUGAAACAAAAUUAAAAGGUGCUGAGCAAGUUUUACACCUGUUAUUACCAGAUAUUGAUGUAUUUGAUGCUGGUUUCAAUUAUGAAGUUUUUGAGGAAAUUUUUUCAAAAUUUAGACAAAGUGAUGGUUCCAUCAAACUAGACAGCUUAGCAAAAGAGUACAAAUCAAGAGAUAUCCCACCUCCUGCUCCUUCUGCAUUAUCUAAUUCAGCCUCUAUCAACCAAUCAGCUGAAACUCCACCUUCAAAUAUCUCAACUCCAACAGCUACAACUUCAUAUUCCAUCAAUAACAAUAAUAAUAAUAACAUCAACAAUAAGUCCAAAAAGAGAAAACUAACGUUCCCUCAUGCAAAUAUAGAUGGUUCAAUAGAAUCAAGAGAUGGUCGUGAAAUUAAAAUUAUCUUACCUCCAAAAAACAUUGCAUUAGAAUUAGUUACAAAGACUUGGGCUUCACCUUGUGUCCUAUUCAGAUUUUAUCAUAGACCUGCAUUUAUUGCUGAUCUUGAUGAAUUGUAUGAAACAGAUCCUGAAAAUUAUACAAAUAAACAAAAUAGAUUCUUACCACUGGCUUAUUCAGUUAUGGCUGUUGGUGCUUUGUUUAGUAAAAAAAGUGGAGGUAAUGGUAUUGAAGAUAAUUUUUUAGAAGAUGAAGGUUAUAGAUAUUUCAUUGCUGCAAGAAAAUUAAUUGAUAUAACAGAUGCUAGAGAUCUAUAUGCUAUUCAAACAAUUGUUAUGUUGAUUCUAUUCCUUCAAUGUUCUGCAAGAUUAUCAACAUGUUAUUCUUAUAUUGGUGUUGCAUUAAGAUCUGCCUUAAAAGAAGGUUUACAUAGAAAAUUGGCACAUCCUUUCAAUCCAAUUGAAUUAGAGAUUAGAAAAAGAAUCUUCUGGACUAUUUAUAAGAUGGAUAUUUAUGUCAAUACAAUGUUGGGAUUACCAAGGUCAAUUGCAACUGAAGAUAUUGAUCAAGAUUUACCAAUGGAAUUAGAUGAUGAAAAUAUUACACAAGAUGGUUAUUUACCUCAAGAACCAGGGAAAUUAAGUUCUUCUGCAAUUGCAAAUAGUCAUACCAAACUAAUAUUAGUGUUGAAUAAGAUUGUCAAGAAUCUUUAUCCAAUUAAUUCAAACCUUAGAUUGAUUUCUCAUGAAAAAGUUUCAGAAAUGGAACUAGAGUUAAGAGGUUGGUUAUCUAGUUUACCAAAAGAAUUGAUCCCGGGUUUUGACCCACCAUUUCAAUAUUAUAAGGCCAACAGAUUAUUACAUCUAUCGUUUUUACAUGUUCAAAUUGUUUUAUAUCGUCCAUUUAUUCAUUACAUUUCUCCAAAAUAUACUAGUUUACCAAAUGUUGAUACAUUAUCUAUACAAAGGGCCAAAAAUUGUAUAAGUGUGGCAAGAACAGUUGUUAAUUUAGCCCAAGAUAUGAUUAAAAAAAAUAUGUUGUCAGGUUCUUAUUGGUUUUCAAUUUAUACAAUUUUUUUUUCAGUUGCAUGUUUAGUUUAUUAUGUUCAUGAAGUUCCAUUUGAUGAAUUCCAUCCAGAUUAUAUCGGUAUUAGAAGUGAUGCAGAAGCUGGUAAAGAAAUCCUAACAAUAUUAAAAGAUAGUUCAAUGGCUGCCUCAAGAACUUAUAAUAUUUUGAAUUCAUUGUUUGAACAAUUAAAUAGAAAAACUGCAUUCAUUCAUGCUCAAAGACAACAACAACGUCAAAGAGAAGAACAGCAAAAAGCACAGCAAAGACAACAACAGCAACAACAACAAAAUAACAUUCAAAUGAAUAAUUAUUCAGUUCCUGUUGCACAAAACUUAACUGCUUCAAACAGUAUUGGUCAAAAUAAUCAAGUAUACAAUUAUUCAAAUCAAAAUGUUCCAGCUGUUACACCUUAUGAUAUCAAAUUAGAAGAAAGUCUGAAUGAUUUUGAUUAUUUGGCAAAUUUUGAUAAUUUCAUCAAUCCAAAUUCUCAGACAAACCAACAAACUACAUCAUCAUCAUCUCAAGUUGAUUCGAAACCAAUAGUAACCACUACAAGUAAUACAAAUAAUGGUGAUAGUUAUAUGCCAGGUAUGAUUGAUCAAUUAGAUAUGCAAAUUUUUGGAAGAUUUUUACCUCCAUAUAUGUUGAAAAGACCAGAUGGUACAAAUGGACCUGGUGCAAAAGGUGGUGAUUUACCUUCAGGUUUAAAUACAACUAAUAAUCCAACAAAAUUGGAAGAUUUACCAAAUUUAAAUGAAACUUCAACUCGUGAUGGAGAUGGUGUUAGUGUUGGUGAUUUCAGUUUUUUAAAUGACUUGGGUCAAAAUGAAUUCAAGUUUGUAUGA
This is a messenger RNA of Hansenula anomala, 2571 nucleotides long. RefSeq names its product Asg1p (gene ASG1). Gene Ontology annotation, biological process: positive regulation of transcription by RNA polymerase II; DNA-templated transcription. Lineage: Eukaryota; Fungi; Ascomycota; Saccharomycetes; Phaffomycetales; Wickerhamomycetaceae. The transcript has 2 exons. Gene Ontology annotation, cellular component: nucleus. Gene Ontology annotation, molecular function: DNA-binding transcription factor activity, RNA polymerase II-specific; sequence-specific DNA binding; zinc ion binding. The annotation marks the transcript as partial. The record is from RefSeq and is a predicted model, not a curated record.